UGUGCUUGUAUUUUAUAAGCAGUUAAAGCCUUGAAGGCAUGUGUAGGAUGUUUAAAUAAAUGCAAACCAGAAUGUUGGUUAUAUGCACCUUAAUGUGAAAAAAAAAAACAACGUUGUUAUUAGUUAGCAUGUUUAAUUUCUAUUUAAUAAGACUGGCUGCAUCUGAAAGAAAUCUGUGAGCAAAGUUUUAUUUUCUUAUUAGUUCUUUGACUUUGAUGAAUCAGCUACACAAUCGUAAGAGACUCAGUUCUUUUGUAAACAAGUUUUCUUAUAAACAUGCUCGAUGUUGGACUUCUCAAAACAUGCUUGGUGACCGUCACAACUCUGUUCUUCAUUUGGUUAGUGCGCAAGAUUUACAAGAUGAUUCUCAAGUUUCACUACUUCAACCAACUACCAGGAGAACCAAGUUUUUCUUGGCUGUAUGGAAAUCUGCACAAGCUCCCAAAAACUGGAGAGGGAAGACUGGCUUAUGGCUACUGGCUUGUCACAAAAAUCAACUCUAAGUUUGUUCGUUUCUGGCUAGGUCCAUUUCAACCUAACAUCACUGUAUUUCACCCAGAUACUGUAAAACUGAUUCUAAAGUCUUCGGCUCCUAAAGCAAGAGGUUUUGGGGGUUUUUACCAAUUUGCGCUGCCCUGGAUCGGUGACGGUCUCAUUAUUUCCAACGGGGCCACCUGGGCCAGGGCCAGAAGACUCCUCACUCCAGCCUUUCACUUUGACAUUCUGAAGAAUUACGUCUCGGUGUACAACACAGCAGCUGAUACGUUGGUAGGAAAACUAGACAAACUGGCCGAAAGUGGCGAAAGUUUUGACCUCUGUCCCCACAUGACCUUGUGCACCCUAGAAAUAAUUCUAAAAUGUGCUAUGAGCUAUGAUGCAGAUGUCCAGAGAAUUGGACACCAUCCUUAUAUCAAAGCAACAAGGGAAUUAGCAUUAUCUUGGUUUGAAAGAAACAGACAGCCAUGGUUGUGGCCAGAUUUUAUCUUCAAAUGGACAACGUUAGGCAAGACGUUUUUAAAAAACUGCGACUAUGUCCAUCAAGUAGCGGAAGAAAUCAUCAAUAAACGAAGAAAUCAAUUGAACAAAGAAGGUCUUCCCUCGAAACGUCAUCUAGAUUUCCUGGAUAUCCUUUUGUCAGCCAGGGAUGAGGACGGUAAGCCAAUGACCGACUUGGAAAUACGAAAUGAAGUUGACACUUUCUUGUUUGCAGGACAUGACACGACUGCCACAGCAGCUUCUUGGAUGGUUUACUGUUUAGCGAAGAAUCCUGAGUGCCAAACAAAAGUCCAAGAUGAGAUUGAUUCAGUUUUAGAAGGCAGAGAUUCCGAUUGUAUUUUGUGGUCAGACAUCUCUAAACUCCACUUUCUUGCACUGUGUAUCAAAGAAGCGAUGAGACUCUACCCUCCAAUCCCAUUCAUACAGCGCCGCCUUAACGAAGACGUCACCAUUGAGGGCCACAAGAUUCCUGCUGGAAACAUUGUUAAUGUAGCUAUUAUCUACUUACACAGAAACCCAGCUGUCUGGGAUCAGCCUCAUGCUUUCAUCCCGGAGAGGUUUCUGGACGCAAAUGGGAAAGACCAAGACUAUUUCUCUUUCACUCCGUUUUCAGCAGGCUCCAGGAACUGUAUUGGACAAAACUUCGCCUUGAAUGAAGAAAAAGUUUUAAUAGCGCGCUUAUUUAGAAGAUAUCGUUUUGAAAUACCACCUGACGCCCCACCACCAAACAGACUUGCACGGACAGUGCUGAAAAGUGAGCAUGGCUUGUGGUUUCGGAUUAAAAAACGAUAGAGUGAAAUCAAUCGCCAAACAUAUUGCCUCUUCAAUUUUGAAUUCUACGUAUUAAUGAAAUUUUUUUUUUAAUGCUCAUUAAUGACUUGAUUAAAUUGAAUGCGGUUAGCGAUAUAUUGAAUAAGACUAGUCUCGUUGUAUUGAUUAUAAAAUGCAUAUAACAUAAUGUAAAUAGUCGUACUUAUAAAACUGUUAUUGUUCAUAUAUCAUGGGGGCAUUAUAGUUUUUUUUAAAGACUUUGUGAAGCUAAAAUGUGAAUGCUGUCCAGUGGGAAACAUUAAUAAUAUUUUGUGGUUCAGCAAUAGACUGUACGAUAUAAAUGUAACAGAGGUGCCAAACGUAAGCGCUGUAAAGACCAAAUCAGGCGCCAUUUUGUUUUCACUGACAUAGCUGGAGAGCUCUCACUAAGCUCGCAGGACAUAAAUUUGAGACCCAAAAGAAGCGCCCUUGCAAGCGACAAGCUCAGACGACGAAAAGAAAACUUUCAUGGACCUCUUGCGGACAACGGCAUUAAAUAUGUCAAAAUAUGUAGGUCGCAACUGGGUUUGUUUGAUAGAGUAAAAUACUGAACUCAUCUUUAG
Biomphalaria glabrata is the source of this 2369-nucleotide messenger RNA. Its product is annotated as cytochrome P450 4F6-like. The record is from RefSeq and is a predicted model, not a curated record. NCBI's taxonomy places the organism in Eukaryota, Metazoa, Mollusca, Gastropoda, Planorbidae. Bases 277 to 1788 code for a protein of 503 amino acids. Gene Ontology annotation, molecular function: monooxygenase activity; oxidoreductase activity, acting on paired donors, with incorporation or reduction of molecular oxygen; iron ion binding. The transcript is spliced from 11 exons.